AUGUUCAGUAUCCCUUUCCUUGAGGCUAAUCCUUGCCAACGUCGCUCCUUUCCUCGUCCCAGGCUUCUCUUUCUCUUACGAUAUUCCGGGCCAAUCCCCCCCACUCCCCAUAUCUGGUUUGUCGCCAGCUCCCCAGCGCGGUGGUCACUACUGAUUGUCGUUGUAGUUCAGUGCGAGACUCUCCAUCUAACUUGGAGCAGAGGAGCCUCACUUGGGUAUGAUUAUUUUUCAAUAUCCGAAUAUCCUGAAUUAAGUUCUUAUCCGUCGGAAUAUAUCAAGACGCCCUCCCACCGCUCCUUACUUCCUACAAAUCUACUCAUCGACUGGCAGGUGCCUUUCCCACCCGGUACCCAAUAUCAGAUAUGCAUGAUUGACGUUUUCGGUGUGUCGGGAGGAUGUCGAUCUUUAUAUACGGUGGUCCCCAACACCAGUAUUUCUAACUCCACUUGUCAAAAUGUUACCGCACCCGCUGCUCUUUCGGUCGUUAGCACCACUGCGAGUGGACCUAUCUCGCAAUACAGUUCUGUCAAUCAAUGUACAGAUGUUGUUUUCACUCCGAAGUCAGGGAUACCGCCCUUCACUUUGACUGUGGGAUCCUACUUCAUUGCUCCAAGUUUGCAUCCCCCACUCAAUUUUACCUCCAAGUCAAUGGAUCCUAUUUCCUGGACGGUUUCUUUGCCCGAGGGGUUUCCUUUUUUCGCGUCCCUGAGGAGCUCCGAUGGGCUUAUGUGGGCGAACGGACCCAUGCAUGCUGGUGGAUCAGGUCCAACUGACUGUCUUUCCCCGGGGGCAAUGUCUAAGAAAAGUAUGAUCGCGAUAGCCAUUGGUUCCAGCUUAGGCAGUGCAGUCAUUGGGGUUCUUCUCGGGAUUGUGAUCUGCUGGUUGGUCCACAAACGACAGCUCCAGCAAGCAUCCAGGACAUUGAAAUUUGAUCCUGUCAUCGAGGGAGGGACGAGGGUAGAUUCGGUAAGGCUAGGGCAGGACGAAAUUCAAACACUGCGCUCUAUGCGUAUUCAACGAUCUUCCCCGUCAUCCCCAAGAGUUUCGUCCGCGCCAGAAGAGGACCAACUCCAAACACCGCAUCCUUCACGUGUUCAGUCUUCUUCUACGACAUCCUUGGGGAUACCGAACGAAUUAAUUAUCGACCCUUUCCUCGGGGCUGGUGGGAGGCCUCCCCGGCCGCUUCCUACCGCGCCGACAACUUUUCCGCCGGAAAAGCGUUGGAGACGAAAGAUGUCUAUAAGCACACAGGCUUCUUUGCCUUCCUCCAGCGCUUCUGCGGUGCUUAGCACACGUUCGCCCACAUAUGUCGGGCCUUAUUUGGAUCACUUACCAGAGAGCGACUUGCCGCCAGAAUACAUGAGAAACCCUGACGAAGCCCUUCCUUGA
This is a messenger RNA of Laccaria bicolor S238N-H82, 1389 nucleotides long. RefSeq lists its product as uncharacterized. The record is from RefSeq and is a predicted model, not a curated record. The transcript is spliced from 9 exons. Bases 1 to 1389 code for a protein of 462 amino acids. Lineage: Eukaryota; Fungi; Basidiomycota; Agaricomycetes; Agaricales; Hydnangiaceae.